AUGACAACCGAUCAGGAAGUGCAGCCCGAGUACGAGGAUGGCGGUUCGACCGGUCCUGGAGCCCCAACCCCGCUAUCAGCGCUGGAGGGUAUGGCUGGGUUGACUGCUCGCGACAUCAAGUUGUUCGUGGAUGCUGGGUAUCAUACUGUUGAACGAGUUGCCUUCACGCCAAAGCGCCAGCUUGAACAGAUCAAGGGAAUUUCGGAGCAAAAAGCCAGUAAAAUCCUGGCUGAGGCAAACAAAAUUGUUCCUCUGGGAUUUACCACGGCCACCGAAAUGCACGCACGACGCAGUGAACUGAUCUCCAUCACGACUGGCUCUAAGCAACUCGAUACGCUUCUUGGGGGUGGUAUCGAAACGGGCUCAAUCACGGAGAUCUUCGGAGAAUUCAGAACGGGAAAAAGUCAGAUUUGCCACACACUUGCCGUGACCUGUCAGCUGCCAUUCGACAUGGGCGGCGGCGAGGGCAAGUGUCUUUACAUCGAUACGGAGGGAACUUUCCGGCCGGUUCGACUUCUUGCUGUUGCGCAACGAUACGGCCUGGUUGGAGAAGAAGUCCUUGACAAUGUCGCAUAUGCGCGCGCGUACAACUCCGAUCAUCAACUGCAGUUACUCAACCAGGCCUCUCAAAUGAUGUGUGAGACGCGCUUCUCGCUCUUGAUUGUGGAUUCGGCCACGUCGCUGUAUCGAACAGACUUCAAUGGUCGUGGUGAGCUUGCAUCGCGGCAGACUCAUCUUGCAAAGUUCUUACGCACACUUCAAUAUCUGGCGGAUGAGUUUGGUAUUGCAGUCGUCAUCACCAAUCAAGUCGUGGCUCAAGUCGACGGUGGGCCCAGUGCUAUGUUCAAUCCUGAUCCGAAGAAGCCUAUUGGCGGUAAUAUCAUUGCCCACGCCAGCACAACGCGACUGAGUUUGAAGAAGGGUCGAGGAGAAACUCGAAUUUGCAAGAUCUAUGAUAGUCCAUGCCUUCCUGAAAGUGAUUGUCUCUUCGCUAUCAAUGAGGAUGGCAUUGGCGAUCCGAGCGAGAAAGACCUGGAGAAAGAUUAA
Messenger RNA from Penicillium oxalicum, 1047 nucleotides. RefSeq names its product recombinase RAD51. The record is from RefSeq and is a predicted model, not a curated record. The transcript is spliced from 4 exons. Gene Ontology annotation, cellular component: condensed nuclear chromosome. Gene Ontology annotation, biological process: mitotic recombination-dependent replication fork processing; DNA recombinase assembly; double-strand break repair via homologous recombination. NCBI's taxonomy places the organism in Eukaryota, Fungi, Ascomycota, Eurotiomycetes, Eurotiales, Aspergillaceae. Gene Ontology annotation, molecular function: ATP-dependent DNA damage sensor activity; DNA strand exchange activity; ATP hydrolysis activity. Bases 1 to 1047 code for a protein of 348 amino acids.